Messenger RNA from Entrophospora sp. SA101, 166 nucleotides. Lineage: Eukaryota; Fungi; Glomeromycota; Glomeromycetes; Entrophosporales; Entrophosporaceae. The record is from the annotation of a GenBank genome assembly.
AUGACAGCAAAAUUUAAAGAAUUAACUAAACGAUAUGGCACAUCAGCCUUGGCUGUUUAUUUUAUUAUUUCAACAAUUGAUUUAGGCACUACAUUUAUAUUGAUUCAAUCAGGUGGAGCUGAAAGAGUUAAAAGAAUAGAAGAUUGGUGCAUUGAAAAUUUUGGUG